Messenger RNA from Prosopis cineraria, 1100 nucleotides. RefSeq lists its product as uncharacterized. The record is from RefSeq and is a predicted model, not a curated record. The transcript is spliced from 5 exons. Lineage: Eukaryota; Viridiplantae; Streptophyta; Magnoliopsida; Fabales; Fabaceae. Bases 413 to 781 code for a protein of 122 amino acids.
UGUACAGCCUCCUUCAGCCACCUGCCGACCAUCAAAUCCAUAUCAAACUGGAUCAGAAAUUGACAUUUCGAAUUUUACAGGUGCAUCGUCCUUUUCCUUCCCCUAGUUUUUUGCACUAUUUUCCAUAUUUUCGCCGAGGCAUCGUCCUUGUCCUUCAAGUCCCAUAUUUGUUACAAAAUCCUACUUUGAAGAACCUUUCCUUGCAGUCUCUCUAUCGUCAUUGUUCUUUGCUCCAACGUGGGCAACGGACGAAAUGUUGAUAUAAUUGUUGGGGAGCAUCAGUUCUUUUCAAAUACUGUGGCAUAUCAAGUAGAAAACUAUUAGGAAGCUUGGAGGUCACUCUAGAAGGAAUAAUAACUAAAUGUUAUUAUUUUGCAACUGCGGUCUGGAAUGAUCAUUUAAUUUGGAUGUGAUGGAAGUCAGUGCAGUAAGUUCCCAUUCCAAUGGGUUGCAAACCUUGAAGCAUUCAACACCGGCAGAUGAUGGGAAAAUGCCUAGUGAAAAGGGAUAUAGAAGUACUCAUACCAAUGGGAAGCCAAAUUUGAUGAAUACUUCCACUUAUGUUAAUCAUGCUGCAAUUGCAUGGUAUGAGGAGAGAAGAAAGUGGGUUGGAGAUAAGUCUCAACAUCCACCAAGAAUGCCUAAAGAUUCAGUUAUUAGUUGGUCGACUUCAUAUGAAGAGUUACUUUCUACUGAUGAACCUUUUGCAGAGCCAAUACCUUUGCCUGAGAUGGUAGAUUUCUUAGUUGAUAUUUGGCAUGACGACGGGCUGUUUGACUAAAUUGUUCCAAGGUUUAAAUAAAUGACAACUGAAGCCAGAACUCUGUAAAGCCUUAAAACCUGCAUUCAUUUGCCACUCACUGGUCAUAAGAUAGGGAUGCUAUUGGGGAUCAUUUCGUUAUCCUCCUGGUAUAGGGGAAAAAAAGAACGAUAAGGAAGGUCCUUAGUUCUCGUUGAUUUAAGAGAAAAAUCAGUAGAUAUCUUAUUAUUGCACCUUUGUAAGCCGUUCCUUAUGAGGUUCCUCCAUGUGUAAUUUUUUUAUCCCAGCCUUACAAAUAUCUGUUACCUAUAAUUAUUUCAUACAAGUACAUUUAAAGUAA